AUGGAUUUUACGGAAAAAACGAAAACGCCACAUCCUCCAAUGAAUCAAAAACUUCACUAUUCCCCGUCUUCCCUAUCACAAAUUCUUCUCUUCAAAUCACGACUUCUUCGGUUUCUCAAUAAGAUACCAGCUUUGUUCAUCCCUAAGUGUGAGUUAAUCUUCAGACACUUGUUGUUCAGAAUUGGCUUUGAGGAGGAGAAGAAUUUCCAUGUUGUUUUAAAUUCUGUAAUAGCUGGCCGCUAUCAUGUCACCGAGUAUUUGGGAGCUGCUGCAUUUAGUAAAGCCUUACAAGCUCAUGACAUGCACACAGGUGUGGAUGUUUGUAUUAAAAUUAUAAAGAACAACAAGGAUUUCUUUGAUCAAAGCCUUGAUGAAAUCAAACUUCUCAAGCAUGUUAACAAGCAUGAUCCUGGAGACAAGUAUCACAUUUUGCGAUUAUAUGAUUAUUUCUAUUUCAGAGAACAUUUGUUAAUAGUGUGUGAACUACUCAAAGCCAACUUAUACGAGUUUGAUAAAUUUAACAGAGAAUCAGGAGCAGAAGUUUACUUCACAAUGCCAAGGCUGCAGGUUUGUGGAGUUCUGCUCACAUUCUGAUGUUAGUUUUCAUUUUAUCUAAUAGAGGCCAAAGUCGGCCUCCACGGAAAUUAAGCUUCUAGUUUUGAUCUUUAAUACACACUUGGUCUAAUUUACCCCAAAAUUUACUGCUUGAUCCUUGAUUCGUGUUUUUCCCCCGGUGAUGGCAUUGUUUAGAUGCCAAUUUGUGUAAGUCGUAUUUGCUCUGUUAUGUUGUA
Molecule: messenger RNA, 791 nt
Organism: Medicago truncatula (barrel medic)
Lineage: Eukaryota; Viridiplantae; Streptophyta; Magnoliopsida; Fabales; Fabaceae
Product: DYRK-family kinase pom1
Exons: 3
Coding region: 1-594 (197 amino acids)
Biological process (GO): peptidyl-threonine phosphorylation; peptidyl-serine phosphorylation
Molecular function (GO): ATP binding; protein serine/threonine kinase activity
Source: RefSeq, a predicted model, not a curated record